AUGCGUCUCAAGCUGAUCUUGGCCUAUGGCAGCAUUGUUGCCAUUUAUGGGGCAGAUGCACGCACACGCUGCAAAACACGAUCUCACACGCACAGCUCGACACUCAGCCUAGAAACCUUACUGUUAGCUUCAGUUUCAACGCCCGAAAGCAUACUCAGCCCAAGCUCAUCAGAGUCCACUCCACCCGUAUCGACACCUUCGUCGACACCUUCAUCGACAUCUACGUCAACGCCUUCAUCUAGUCUAGACGACAUCACUUCUACCCCGGUCAUUGUCACCUCUAGCUCGUCAUCAGACACUUCAGCAACACCUGCACUGAGCAGUACCCCAAGUUCCGACAGCGGUGUUUCUCCUGUAUCGACUACUCUCGAAUCUACAUCUCUGCUAGCUACCUCGACUACCGCUGUUUCCUCUACGAGCUCGAUAUCCUCAGCCCCUGCAUCGACGAGUACUACCCCUGCCGAGGUAUAUACGGGCGGUUUCGCCACAUUCUAUUUCCAGAAUGGCAGUCCUCCAGCAUGUGGCGGUCGGCCUCGCUCUGACAGCGAACUAAUCGUUGCAUUGGACAUGAGGCGAUACGGGUCCGAUUAUUCGGCUCCCAGUCCCUACUGUUCGAAGGUGAUCCGUGUCACCAACGCGAUUAAUGGUCGGUCUGUUGACGUCACCGUCGUUGACGUGUGUCCAACUUGUCUCAACUCAAAUUCCCUAGAUCUGUCACCGACCGCAUUCCAGGCUAUUGGCGACUUGAAUGACGGAAUGGUUCCCAUUGUGUGGCAGUUUGUUUGA
Molecule: messenger RNA, 786 nt
Organism: Clonostachys rhizophaga
Lineage: Eukaryota; Fungi; Ascomycota; Sordariomycetes; Hypocreales; Bionectriaceae
Source: the annotation of a GenBank genome assembly